This is a messenger RNA of Bradysia coprophila, 1596 nucleotides long. Its product is annotated as decapping and exoribonuclease protein Rai1-like. The record is from RefSeq and is a predicted model, not a curated record. Gene Ontology annotation, molecular function: mRNA 5'-diphosphatase activity. Gene Ontology annotation, biological process: NAD-cap decapping; nuclear-transcribed mRNA catabolic process. Lineage: Eukaryota; Metazoa; Arthropoda; Insecta; Diptera; Sciaridae. Gene Ontology annotation, cellular component: cytosol; nucleus.
UUUCAUACAAAAAGCUAUGCUUAUCGUAAGGUUCUGAAAGACGUGGACUUGAAAGCUUGGCUUCUGACUUAUUACACUUGAGGUAAUUCGCAAUUGCAUGAUAGACCUGGUAACUUUUAGUUUUUCAUUCUACAUUGACAUUUUUGUUUAUUUUGUGAUCAAAUUAAUUAUUAAAUAACCUUUACCGGUGUCCAAUUUUCAUCAAUCCGAAAUGCAAGAAAAAUUUGAUACAGAUGUUAAUCCAGUGGACUAUUUCAUCAAUAAAACAAAUGAUCGUUGGAAUUAUCGGAGUUAUGACCGCAAGAAGCGAAGUUCAAUGUCUUUCUAUUCAUUAAUAUUCAAUCAGCCACAAAUGAUUGGAUAUUUCAGUGUGAAUGAGUAUCGUGAAUUUGUUCCCGAUGCAUCGCAGCUACGAUAUCUGAAAAUGCCUCAAUCUCAAAAUGUACGGCUUGAUCUGAAUGACGGAUUGAAGGAAUUCCGUCCCAAGCCGGAGAGUGUAAAGCGGGAAAAAAUGGAUUUCUUACUUCGUUUCAUUGUCAAUAAUUUGAAUAGAUUAAGAGUCAACGAGGGAUUUGGUUUCCAAGGCAGAUUACUAAGUCCGGACAUAAUUUGUAGCAGAGGUAGACUUGUGCAGAUAAUGUGUCCUCAGUACACUACCGAUAAAAAAUGGUCACUGAUUGUGUCGAAAUACAAAGGGAAUGUUUACAUUUGCCAACCGGAUGGAGAUGACUUUCAUACGAUUCAGACUGCGUAUGGCUUCAAAUUCGAACAAUAUUUGCUGAGCGAAAACCCGCUAGACGAUCCAGUCACCGAUGUUCCCGUCAUCGAAUCCGAAGAAUUUUACGGAGUUUUCGAAAGUGGUAUUGGCAACAUCUCAUUGCUAUAUAAUGCUGAAAUGGAUGGCUUGGAUAGUAGUACUGCGGUUGACUUAACCGAAGCAGACUUUAAUCGAUUAAAAUUCGUUGAGCUGAAGACGUGUUUGGGUCCAAGUGAGAGCAGACAUUGCAGAUGGUGGGCUCACACAUUUUUGGCUGGUAUUUCCGAAGUCACUGUUGGUUACCGUACUCGAGAAGGAAUUGUAACCAGAGUCGAGAAUUUACCAAUAGAUUUUCUGAAAAGCCAAGCAGAGGCCAACUGGUCACCAGCAAAGUGCAUCGAGCUGUUAAAAACCUUUCUGAAUUUUGUGCUUUGGAUCUGCCGGAACGUGGACUCCCCGCAUACAGUCUACAAAUUCGACUACGAUUGUAAGCUCAACAAAACCAUUCAAUGCACCAUAUUCCGAGGUAAAAAUGAGUACUCCUUUCUACCAGAUUGGUACUUGAACGAGACUAGUGCUUAAAGUUGUUGUUAAAGUAAAAGCUAAAAUGUUGACACUUUCUAUAUUUUGGUAAUUUUGGUCUAUCCGCGUGCCUGAAUGCGAAACAAUCAUUUUAAGUGUUCACUAAAAACGACCUACACUUGCAACUUAUCAUGUUUUUGUAGUUUCUUAGAUGAUGUAUGGUGAAAAAUAUUUCAAAUCAAACUUUAUUUUGAAAAACUCAUUUACCGAUGAUGAAUGUUACAGAAUAAGAAUAAAGAAAUAACAUUCCAAACGCA